Cucurbita moschata (crookneck pumpkin) is the source of this 1170-nucleotide messenger RNA. RefSeq names its product probable xyloglucan endotransglucosylase/hydrolase protein 30. Gene Ontology annotation, cellular component: cell wall; apoplast. The record is from RefSeq and is a predicted model, not a curated record. NCBI's taxonomy places the organism in Eukaryota, Viridiplantae, Streptophyta, Magnoliopsida, Cucurbitales, Cucurbitaceae. The transcript is spliced from 5 exons. Gene Ontology annotation, molecular function: hydrolase activity, hydrolyzing O-glycosyl compounds; xyloglucan:xyloglucosyl transferase activity. Gene Ontology annotation, biological process: cell wall biogenesis; xyloglucan metabolic process. Bases 36 to 1079 code for a protein of 347 amino acids.
AGAGAGAGAGAGAGAGAGAGAGAGAGAGAGAGAAUAUGGAUGCUUGGCUGUGUAGCAAUGGAGGCUCCAAUCUGUUUCUUCUUCGGAUGUUGAUGAUCUUUUGUUUUUGUAAUUUUGUUGCAAAUGCUUCUUUCAAUGUCAGUACAAUCCGUUUCAAUGAAGGUUUAUCGCCUCUUUUUGGAGACAGCAAUCUUGUUCGUUCUCCUGACGGCAAAUCCGUUCGACUUCUCCUCGAUCGCUUCACCGGCUCAGGAUUCAUCUCGUCCAAGAUGUAUAAUCAUGGAUUCUUCAGCGCCAGAAUCAAAUUGCCGUCCGAUUACACCGCUGGAAUCGUUGUAGCCUUCUACACCUCGAACGGAGACGUAUUCGAGAAGAAUCAUGACGAGCUGGACUUUGAGUUCUUAGGGAACAUAGACGGGAAGCCAUGGAGGUUUCAGACAAAUCUGUACGGAAACGGAAGCACGAACAGGGGGCGGGAGGAGCGGUACCGGCUCUGGUUCGACCCUUCCAAGGAGUUCCACCGGUACAGCAUUCAUUGGAGCGCUCACAAUAUUAUAUUUUACAUUGACGAAGUUCCCAUUAGAGAAGUGGUGAGAAAUGAAGCAAUGGGUGGAGAUUACCCAUCAAAGCCAAUGUCUUUAUACGCCACAAUUUGGGAUGCCAGCAAUUGGGCAACCUCAGGAGGCAAAUACAAAGUCAACUAUAAAUAUGCACCCUUUGUUUCUGAAUUCAAGGACUUUGUUUUGGAUGGUUGCGCCUCUGAUCCCAUUCAAGAAGUUCUAGAAGCUUCCAACUGCACCAACCUCAACGCCCGUCUUAACGCUCGAGACUUCGCCACUAUAACCGCGGGGCGUCGCGCUGCCAUGCGCAAUUUUCGCGAGCAUUAUAUGUACUAUUCAUACUGUUACGAUUUACUCCGAUAUCCUACUCCACCUCCAGAAUGCGUCAUUAUUUCAACUGAGCAACAACGUUUCAAGAACACUGGAAGGCUGAAGUUCGGCGGUAGCCAUCGUCGUCGCUCGAAGCGGCGCAACAAGAAGAACCCAAGUGAUUUUGUGAACAAUGAAUCAAGUAUGUAAUAAUGUGUGCACACGGAAGUAAUUUUUUUGUCUGUUUAUAAAUUUGGUGUACGUUGUUUCAAUAAUAAACUUUUAUAAAUAUAUUUGUUUA